This is a messenger RNA of Erigeron canadensis, 1500 nucleotides long. RefSeq lists its product as uncharacterized. NCBI's taxonomy places the organism in Eukaryota, Viridiplantae, Streptophyta, Magnoliopsida, Asterales, Asteraceae. The coding region runs from base 104 to 1207 and encodes 367 amino acids. Gene Ontology annotation, biological process: proteolysis. Gene Ontology annotation, molecular function: ATP-dependent peptidase activity; metalloendopeptidase activity; ATP binding. The transcript has 7 exons. The record is from RefSeq and is a predicted model, not a curated record.
AUGAUGGGUUCAGGGCUGAAAAGGAACACAAAUAUUGCUCCAAAUUUCUAAUAAAUCACAGUUUAAAAAUAUAGUUAGGUGCUUUUCAUCAUCGUUAAAGGGUAUGAAUGGUGGUUUGGUUUUGUCCUCCACCACAGUGCCACAAUCACAAUGGAUGAGUUUCAAGUGGAGAUUAUUAGGUGGUGGUGGUUCAAAUUCAAUACCAUAUAAUAGUUGUAGGAUUUUUGUAAAUCAUAAUUAUGUAAAGUGCCUUUCUUCAUCAUCAUCAUCAGAAGCAGAAACAAUAAUAAAUGGUGAAUUGCGAAAAGGGUUAUUGGAACAAGUAGAUAAGGAGCUCAGUAAAGGUGAUGACAGAGCUGCACUCUCUCUUGUUAAACAAGAUUUACAAUCUAAUUUAGGUGGUCUCAAAUGCUUUGGUACAGCCCAGCAGGUACCUCAAAGGCUAUACACCUUAAGCGAACUAAAACUGAACGGCAUAGAGGCAUCGUCACUUCUAUCCCCAAAGGACAACACCCUGGGUGCUAUAGAAAGAAAUUUGUUGAUUGCAGCUUUGUUGGGCAUUGUUUCUGCCUGGAAUGUAUUUGAUUUUGGCCCUGAAGAGCUCUUAUAUAUUUCAUUGCCAGUCUUUUUCCUAUGGACAUUGGACUUGGUCGCUUUUGCUGGAGGACUCAGCAACCUUUUUCUUGAUACCAUUGGCCAUAACAUCAGUCAAAAGUAUCACAACCGAGUUAUUCAACAUGAAGCUGGACAUUUCUUGAUUGCGUAUUUGCUGGGAAUUCUUCCCAAGGCAUAUAGUCUGUCAAGUUUGGAAGCUUUUCAGAGGGAAGGAUCACUUAAUGUUCAAGCAGGGACUGUUUUUGUGGAUUUUGAGUUUACUGAACAAAUAAGCGCAGGAAGAGUAACAGCCACGAUGUUGAACAAGUUUUCAUGUAUAGCAUUAGCAGGAGUUGCAACCGAAUAUCUUCUUUAUGGUUAUGCUGAAGGAGGUCUUUCGGAUGUUAACACGUUGGAUGGGUUGCUGAAAAGCUUAGGAUUCACUCAGAAGAAAGCAGAUUCUCAAGUCCGAUGGGCUUUACUCAACACUAUCCAAAUCCUGCGCCGGCAUGAAAGAGCGAGGGCUCAUCUUGCCAAGGCCAUGUCCGAGGGGAAAUCUGUGGGAUGUUGCAUUGAUGUUAUAGAGAAAAACAUUGAUGAAACCGAUAUAUAGUGUAGUCGUCCUUCAGAUUUUCAUAUACUCCGAGUUUUGUUCCCUUUCUUUAAAAAAACUGCUGCUGGAGCAAAGCUACUGCUCAAUCACACUUGUAUAGUUGUACACGUUAACAGCAGACAAAGGUGACAAUGUAACGGUGGGAAAACGGUGCAUAAAAAAGGGCUGGCCCGUCAAAAGUCCGGUGCCUUCGCGAAUGAGGUGACAAUGUAACGGGUAAUUAUACGUAAUUAAUGUCUCGUGUAAUACACGGUGAUAUUACUCAAUGAUAUAUUAAUGUUUCAUUAGACAAA